AUGGCCGCUCAGUCCAAGAUACUCCCACCCGAGCGCUCCAUCCGGCAGCUCCUCUCCAGCCUCACCUCGCUCUACCUCCGCCACCGCAAGAACAUCUCCCGCGUUGUCUACCUCUCCCUCUUCGCCGCCCUCGUCAAGCGCAUCCACAAUGCCAUCUCCGAACAGAAAGCUGCGUCCCGCUCGCAGGUGGAGCUGCGCAAGCGGCCCGGCACCAGCAGCUUGGGCGAGAGCGACGACCCGCCCCGGAAGAAGGUUGAGGUGAACCGGGAGUUUUUUCGGAAUUUGCUGCGCUUGCUGAAAAUCGUGAUCCCCGGGUGGAAAAGUAAGGAGUUCCGGCUGCUGAUCGGGCAUAGUGUUUUCCUGGUGCUGCGGACGAUCCUCAGUCUGUAUGUGGCGGAGCUGGAUGGGCGGUUGGUCAGUAACUUGGUGCGCGGCAAGGGGAAGGAUUUCCUGUUGGGUCUGGUGUGGUGGAUGAUUGUUGCGGUGCCGGCGACGUUUACGAACUCCAUGCUCUCUUACCACCAGUGCAAGCUUGCGCUGAGUUACCGAAAGCGUCUCACGGAUUAUAUUCACGACAAGUACCUGAGCAACAUGACGUUCUAUGCGAUUUCGGCCUUGGACGACCGGGUCAAGAAUCCCGACCAGCUGAUCACGGUGGAUGUCUCUCGCUUCUCCGACAGCUUAGCGGAACUGUAUUCGAACCUGGCGAAGCCGAUACUUGACAUGGCGAUCUACAACUACUCACUGUCGAAGAGCGUGGGAGGCGAAGGCCUGUUCAUCAUGAGUCUUUUGGUGCAGCUGUCUGCAAAUGUCAUGCGCGCACUGACACCGCCAUUUGGCAAAUAUGUCGCCGACGAGGCGCGCCUGGAGGGCGAAUUCCGAUUCCUUCACUCUAGACUAAUUGAUUACAGCGAGGAAGUUGCCCUCUACCAUGGCCAUGAGGCUGAGAAGGAUACCCUGGAUAAGGGGUACUUCACACUGAUCAAACACGUGAACCGCAUCCUACGACGGCGGCUUUAUCACGGUUUCAUGGAGGACUUCGUCAUCAAGUAUUUCUGGGGAGCUCUGGGGUUGAUCUUGUGUAGUAUGCCCGUUUUCUUCCGGAUCCCUGGCCAAAUCACGCAGACCAUGGGAGACCGUACCGAGAGUUUCGUCACCAAUCGCCGCAUGUUGCUGUCCUCGUCCGAUGCCUUCGGCCGUCUUAUGUUCUCCUACAAGGAAAUUUCCGAGCUCGCCGGCCACACCGCACGGGUCUCAUCGCUUCUGGAGGUCAUGGACGACCUGCAAGCCGGACGGUUUGAGAAGAAGCUCGUCUCCUCCGCAUCGACCGAGGAGAACGCCGCCGUGCUCUCUGGCCGCGGCCAGGUGGAAGAAAGCGACUCGAUUGAAUUUACCGAUGUCCCAAUCGUCUCGCCAAACGGCGACGUCCUCGUCCGGAAGCUCUCCUUUACCGUGCACCCCGGCGACCACCUCCUGAUCGUCGGCCCCAACGGCUGCGGCAAAUCCUCCCUCUUCCGCAUCCUCGGGGGCCUGUGGCCCGUCUACGGCGGCAAGGUGAAAAAGCCCCGCUUCGACGACAUCUUCUACAUCCCGCAGCGGCCGUACCUCUCCCGCGGUACCCUGCGCCAGCAGCUCAUCUACCCGGACGGGCUGCGUGAGAUGCGCGCCAAGGGCAUCACGGAUGCCGACCUCUUCGAGAUCCUCUCGAUCGUCGAGAUUGCCGCCGUCGUCGACCGGCCCGGCGGCUGGGACGCGGAAGAGGAGUGGCGCGACGUCCUCUCUGGCGGUCUGCAGCAGCGCAUCGCCAUGGCCCGCCUCUUCUACCACCGGCCCCGUUUCGCCAUCCUCGACGAGUGCACCUCCUCCGUCACCCUCGAGAUCGAGCGUGUCAUGUACGAGACCGCAAAGAAACUCGGCACCACCCUCAUGACCGUCUCCCACCGCCGCAGUCUCUGGAAAUACCACAAGAAGAUCCUGCAGUUUGACGGCCAGGGCGGCUACAUCUUCACCGGUCUAGACUGGGAGCGACGACUGGAGCUGGAAGAUGAGAAAGAAGAAUUAGAUCUCCACCUCCGAGCCGUGCCGGAGUUACAACGCCGUCUGGCUGAGUUGACCGCGUCUUAG
This is a messenger RNA of Aspergillus clavatus NRRL 1, 2124 nucleotides long. Its product is annotated as ATP-binding cassette long-chain fatty acid transporter PXA2. Gene Ontology annotation, biological process: long-chain fatty acid import into peroxisome; peroxisome organization; very long-chain fatty acid catabolic process. Gene Ontology annotation, cellular component: peroxisomal membrane. Gene Ontology annotation, molecular function: ABC-type transporter activity; ATP hydrolysis activity; ATP binding. The coding region runs from base 1 to 2124 and encodes 707 amino acids. Lineage: Eukaryota; Fungi; Ascomycota; Eurotiomycetes; Eurotiales; Aspergillaceae. The record is from RefSeq and is a predicted model, not a curated record. The transcript has 4 exons.